AUGGCAGCGGAAGACGACGUCGUGGUGGAGGCGCCCUACUGCGUCGUGUGUCGCCGCUCGAGCGCCGGCAAGUGGCGCAAGCACGUAUUCUCCCGCAGCCACCAGCAUGCAGCGCAGCAGUUCUUUCUGCACCAAGUGACCCGGCUCCAAGCCGUCCUCAACGCGACAAACGCGUCAGAAUGGCGGCGCUGUGUCUUCUGCGACGUCGCGUUGGGUACAGCCGACGCACCGGCGCAUUUCGGCGGUGAUGCGCAUAGGAAGCAGGUGGAAGCGUUCUGCCGCCACCACCGCUGCGAUGCGGACCGCCAGAUGAGGCCCCAGCUCUGUCUGAACGCAGCCCAGCGUCGAGAGCAGCUUGAGGUGGCGCAUGCCGCGAGAGAAGCAGACGCUGUGGAGGAGACCCCCGCUGACGAAGUGCCUACUCGGAAACAACAGGAGGCACUUUUGGGGCCGCUGGGCACCGGAGCAAGUCGAUGCAAGACGCUCACUUCGUCGGAAGGAGUGCUGCAGAACCCUCUCGGUCGCCAUGAGGGCAAGCGCGUUUGGGGUGGCGGGAUGGUUACGCUUCGAAAGAGAGAAUGGAUACCCUGGGCAAUCGAUCAACUCGUCAAGGAAGAGCAGGCCGAUCAUCCAGAGUUCCAACAGACUGGAGCUGACUACGCUCCAUUCGCCCAUCGAGUGACCGAACUGGCAAAGGGUGAAGGACUGAGCUCCAUCUCGUCGGUGACGUGGGGCGCUAGUGUGGGUAAUGUCCACACGGCAGCUGUACCGCCCUGGAUGGUGCAAACCGAAGAAGAAUACAAGCAGUGCAACCGAAGAGAGCAGGAGACCCCAUCACCGGCACUACUGACACUAAAAAACGAUAAAGUAGAAGUGAAAGAGAAGAAAAGGAGAGACAUUUUCUCGAAACUACAAGCGAAAUCCGAGUGUGGUCCAGACUGGCUGCCGAAUUUUGGCGGCGUCUGGCAGGAAGGACCUCGCUCCAAGACCAAGCAAGCGUUCAGGAAAGCGACAGAUGCAGCAAAAAAACCACAUCCGAAAGCAUAUAAUCCUUUGAAGACUGCCAAGAAACAGUUGCUGUUGGCUCAGAAAGAACGUCUGCGUGCCAAGAUGGCAGCAAGAAGACGACAGUAA
Messenger RNA from Phytophthora infestans T30-4, 1134 nucleotides. RefSeq lists its product as uncharacterized. The coding region runs from base 1 to 1134 and encodes 377 amino acids. The transcript has 4 exons. Lineage: Eukaryota; Oomycota; Peronosporomycetes; Peronosporales; Peronosporaceae. The record is from RefSeq and is a predicted model, not a curated record.